Molecule: messenger RNA, 798 nt
Organism: Cyphellophora attinorum
Lineage: Eukaryota; Fungi; Ascomycota; Eurotiomycetes; Chaetothyriales; Cyphellophoraceae
Product: putative 31.7 kDa protein in traX-finO intergenic region
Exons: 3
Coding region: 1-798 (265 amino acids)
Source: RefSeq, a predicted model, not a curated record
AUGUCGCGCAUCGACAUUGAGUUCCAGACCAGCGACCACGUCACCCUCCGCGGCUGGCUCUUCAAAUCUGACAACGCUCCAACCAAGCUGCCCUGCCUCGUAAUGUGCCAUGGCUUCUCCGGCCUCAAAGAGAUGGAUCUCGGUGCCUUCGCCGAGCGUUUCGUGUCCUCUCUCCAGCUCGUGUGCCUUGUCUACGACAACCGCGGUUUUGGAGCCUCCGACACUGGACCAAAUCAGCCGCGGCAGGAGAUCCUCCCAUGGCAGCAGAUGAGCGACAUCAGCGACGCGAUCACAUAUGCCCAGAGCAGGGAUGAUAUCGAUGCAGAGAAGAUUGGGAUCUGGGGAAGCAGCUACUCCGGCGGAGAAGUCUUAUGGGUAGGCGCGACAGACAAGAGAGUGAAGGUUGUGCUGAGUCAGCAACCGUGCGUUGACGGCUAUGAGAAUUUUCAGAGGCUGAUCCGCGGGGACGUGGCGGUUGGCGUGCAGGAGCUGCUCGUUGCUGAUCGAUUGGCCAGAGCGAGAGGUGAGCUGGCAGGUACGAUGCCAGUCGUCAGCGAAGACCCAACGCAGCCAGCCGCCCUCCCAACCAGCGACUCCUCCGCGUUCUUCGACAAAUGGCAAAAGAAAAACGACACCCUUACGCCUACUGAUCUGGCGUUGGAAGCGUACUCGAGAGCUAGGGAGCCGAAGCAGCUGCAUAUCCUGCCAGGAGGGCAUUUCGAUGGCUACACAGGCAAGAACUUCGACAAGAACACGAGUGUGCAGAUCGAGUUCCUCCGAGAGCAUCUGUGCUCAUGA